AUGGGCCUUGCCAUAGCCAACUGUUUGAUCAAGUCUGGUGCCAACCUCGCAGCUUGGAACCGUUCCGUUUCAGGGGCAGAUUCAUUGCUCAGACGUGGCGUUACUAUGGCCGCAUCGCCAGCAGCCUGCAUUGCUGCCAGUCCAACUAUAAUUACAUGCCUUAUCUCCCAAGAAAUUACCAAGAGUGUUCUGGAAGACGUCGCAAAACUUGCCGGGAAGACCAUCAUCAACUUGGCCAACUUCACCAACUGCACGCCUGAGCAAUCUCGCCUGAUGGCCAACCUUGUUCAACAUCGCGGACCAAAAUCCUAUAUUCACGGCGCUGUUAUGGUCCUUCCCGUCCUUUGGGCCAGCCGUCAUCAGUCAUACUCAUAUUUGGACCUCUGA
Metarhizium acridum CQMa 102 is the source of this 387-nucleotide messenger RNA. NCBI's taxonomy places the organism in Eukaryota, Fungi, Ascomycota, Sordariomycetes, Hypocreales, Clavicipitaceae. The record is from RefSeq and is a predicted model, not a curated record.